Molecule: messenger RNA, 7619 nt
Organism: Euleptes europaea (tarantolino)
Lineage: Eukaryota; Metazoa; Chordata; Lepidosauria; Squamata; Sphaerodactylidae
Gene: XIRP1
Product: xin actin binding repeat containing 1
Exons: 1
Coding region: 2-7618 (2538 amino acids)
Biological process (GO): actin filament organization; actin cytoskeleton organization
Cellular component (GO): focal adhesion; stress fiber
Molecular function (GO): actin filament binding
Source: RefSeq, a predicted model, not a curated record
GAUGGCCGAGGCUUCUGAGAAUGGAAAGUCAACAAAAGCCAGCAUCCAGGAGGCGGAGACUGAUCUGCCACCACCUCCUCCCCAGGAAUCUGUCCUAGACCCUUCUCCAGUUACUGGUAGCCAGGAUUCUAACACACUGCCUCUACCACCUCCUAAAGAAUCUUUCUCCAAGUUCUACCAGCAGCGUCAAGUGAAUGAGCUGAAGCGACUCUACCGCCACAUGCACCCUGAGCUACGGAAAAAUUUGGAAGAGGCCGUGACAGAGGACCUGGCCGAGAUGCUGAGUGCCGAUGAUCCUAUGGCACAACCCUCCAUGAAUUUAGAUCCUGUGGUUCCGGGAGAAGUUCAAUCCAUGCGCUGGAUCUUUGAGAACUGGACAUUGGACUCCAUCGGAGAGCAUCAAGGUGCCAAGAAGCUCACCGAGGAGGAAGCCAUCCCAAGCGGAGAUGUGAAGAGCAGGUCCAUGAAGUUUGAAAGCCAGACGUUCGAGGUGGACAAGCCGACCACCUCGGACGACGCAUUGAAGAAAGAACAGACCAAAGGGGACGUGCAUACAGCUCGCUGGCUAUUUGAAACCCAGCCGCUAGACUCGUUGAACAAAAUGUACUCGGAUGUGACAGACAUGCAAGAGGCAGUGCUCAAGGAACCUGUUCAGAGAGGGGAUGUGAAAGGAGCUGCACAGCUAUUUGAAACUCACUCGUUGGAUGCCUUGGGCCGCUGUAGCUCUGUCGAGGAGCAGAACAUCCUGCAACUCAAGUCGGAAAUUCAAGAGCUCAAAGGGGACGUGAAGAAAACCAUCAAGCUGUUCCAAACAGAGCCCCUCUGUGCAAUCAGAGAUAAGACAGGGAACAUCCAUGAGAUCAAAUCUGUCUGCAGGGAAGAAAUACAUAGCAAUGCGGUGAGGACGGCUCGUUGGCUCUUUGAAACCCAGCCCCUGGAUACAAUCAACAAGGACACAUCCAAAGUGCAAGUUAUACAAGGGAUCUCAUUAGAGGAGGUCACAAAAGGGGAUGUCAGCGGAGCCAAGUGGCUGUUUGAAACUCAGCCCCUUGAUGCCAUACGAGAACAUACUGUGGAGGAGGCGGAUUUCAAGGCUUCUCCAGAUCUUGUCCAAGGGGCCGACGUGACUACCCAGUGCCUGCUUUUUGAAACUCAGCCUCUUGACACACUGAAAGGAGAAGUCUCUGACAGCAUCCCAGCCAAAGAAGAAGUCAUCAGAGGGGACGUAAAAUCCACUCUCUGGCUGUUCGAAACCCAACCAAUGGAAACACUAAAGGAUACUUUUGAAGUUGGGCAGUUAAAGAAAAUAGAGCUUUCUGAAGAGGAGAAAGGAGCUGUGAAGCAAAGGAAGCAAGUCUUUGAGACCUGUCCUUUGGGUAGCAUCUCCAAGGCAUCAUCUGAGGACUUCUCAGCCACCAAUGUACAAGAGGUAGAGAAAGGUGACGUGAAAGCUUUCAAGACCCUCUUUGAGACCCUCCCUUUAGAUAGCAUCAGGCAACUUAGCACUGAAGAGGUUGUCAAGGAAGUGGAGGAAGUUCCACAUGGGAACGUCAAAGCCAAUCAGUUCCUGUUUGAGACAACACCCUUGUACGCCAUCAAGGAUUGCUUUGGCAAUUUCCACAAGGUCACUUCUGUGAGCAGAGAAGAGGACGUUAUAGGCGGAGACGUGAAGAACUACAAGUGGAUGUUUGAAACCAAGCCUUUGGACCAGUUUGAUGACAGCACCCAGAAAGUAGAUAUAAUCAAGGGGAUCACUAAGCAGGAAUUGGUGGCUGGGGACGUUAGGACGGCCAAGUGGCUCUUCGAAACACAAUCCAUGGAUGUCAUCCACAGCCAAAUCAACCCAGCAGAACAAAAUGCUUCUGGGAAAGGAGAAGUGUCCCAAGGAGGUGAUGUGAAGACCUGCAGGUGGCUGUUUGAGACCCAUCCGAUGGAUGCUCUAUAUGAGAAGGCAGAAAAGAAGCAAGACAGAGAAGAACCUGUGGCACAGGGGGAUGUUAAGUCAUACACUUGGAUGUUUGAAACACAGCCCUUGGACUCUCUGAGAGGCCAAGAAGAGCAGCAUUUGCAGGUCAGCAAAGCAUCUUCCCAAGAUGAAUUAGAAGGGGUAGAUGUGAAAACCGCCAGACACCUAUUUGAGACAGAACCCUUAAUCGAUAAUGCCUCUGAUGAUGUCGAUUCAAAGAAAAUAAUCAGGUACUCCAGCCGUGUAGAGAUACAAUCUGGAGAAGUGUCCCGGGUGAAAGAGUUCUUUGAAGCCAAGCCCUUGGAUUCAGCCAGGAAAUCGAGCACAGCCAUGAAAGAGAUCAACGUCCCAGCAGAUGAAAACAUAGAGCCAGGGGCAGUACACAAGUUCACUUGGCUCUUUGAAAACUGUCCCAUGGAUACCUUGAAAAGCAGCAUGGAGGGUAUUCAAGAGAUCCCUCCAGAAAAGGACAUUCAGAGUGGAGAUGUCGGAGGCAAGAGAUUCAUUUUCGAAACCUACUCUCUGGGUCAGAUCCAUGACAAAGAGAAUGAGAUGCAAAUCCAGAAAAUCCAGGAAGAGACCCUGAACAAAGCCAAUGUCAAGUCCUGCACCAUGCUCUUUGAAACCCAACCACUGUAUGCCAUCCAGGACAGAGAAGGGGGCUAUCAUGAAGUCACCUCUGUGAAGAAAGAAGAAAUCAUGAAAGGUGACGUGAAGGGUGCCAGAUGGCAAUUUGAAACCAAGCCCUUGGAUCAGAUCAAGAAAGACGAAGAGGUGUUUGUGAUCAGGGCAGUGACCCAAGAGGAUUUUAAGAAGGGCGAUGUCCAAGCUGCCAGAUGGAGAUUUGAAACAGAGCCUCUAGAUUCCAUCACUGAAGACAAGAGUCCAAUUCUGAGGACUGUUGAUGAUGUACAGAAGGGAGAUGUCCAAUCCAAUAAGCAGCUCUUUGAGUCAGAGCAGUUUGGUCAAAGAAGGUAUGUUAGGAUGGUCAGUGUGAGUGAUGUCCAGCAAGGAGAUGUAAGAACAUCCACUUGGCUUUUUGAGAACCAGCCGAUUGAUUCCCUCAAAGGAGAGCCUGAAACCACCUCCAGCCUGAACACGGUUCAGAGAGAGGACAUCCAUAAAGGAGAUGUGAAACGCUGCACCUGGCUAUUUGAGACUCAGCCCAUGGACAGUCUCAAAGACAGUGAGGCUUCCUCCAACGCCGAACCCCUAGAGGUGGUUCCCCAGGCUGAUGUCAAAAGUACCACGUGGUUGUUUGAGAGUACACCACUGGAUAAACUCAGCACUUCUGAACAUGUCACAGAAACAGAAGGGAAAGAGCGAACCGUAAGGGACACGUUGGAAGUUCUCUUUGUCCAUCAAGUGAUCCAACAUGGUGGUAUCCUUAUUGAAGCCAAUGAUACUGAGAGUGUCAAGAUGGCAAAAUACCACUUUAGCAUUCAAGGAGCCCCAGAAAUUCAAAAGGAGGAAGUCAUGGGUGGCAAUCUGGAAAGCAUCUUGUUGCAGCUCCUUCACAGGACCAAUGUGGAGGCCCAAGGGGUAUUGGUGAAAGAAGAGGAGGACAGGAAUGUCAAAAUCAGCCCAGUGCAGCUUCUAGAUCCUAGCAUAGCAGAGAAAAGCAAAGAGGACUUGAGGGACGAUGUGGCAAAAGCUCUCCAAGGCCUUCUGAGCCAAGAUGCCUCUGCCAAAAAAGGAAUCGUUAUGCAGGAGACAGAGGCAGGAUCAGUGAAGAUCACCAUCUAUUCUCUCCUCCACCACGUUGCCCAACAAGAAGAACUUGUCAAGGGUGACGUGAAGUCCACCAUUGGGAAUCUUCUGGCUUCGUCGCAAGAGCAAAAGGCGACAGCGACCAUCAGACGAGAGGACAACGAGAGAGGCAACGUCCACUUGUACACCACCUGCAUCGAGAAAGGAGACCUUGACUACCUGAAGAACCUCCAAAGGGAGUCGGAGAUAGAAUCCCUAGUUUCCUCCCAAGCAAAGGAGGAACCACUGAAAAAUGUGCAAGAAGUUACCGUGCCUGCCCAGCAGCAGGCAGAAAAAGUAGUGAAAACAACAGCAGAUGUGAUAUUAGGGGAGAGUAGUGGGGCUAAGCAAGUGUUCUUGUGUGACAGCAAAGAAAGUAUCUUAGAAAGGGAGGUGGUGCAUGCCAGUGAUCUAGACUGUACAUUGCAUUGUCUUGGACAACCCCCAUCCACAAUGAUAGAAAAUGUUAUUUCAGGAAAUGUGAAAUUGGCUGAGAAUGGUAGCAACAGGGCAGAGAGAGAAGGAAAAACCCUGGGUGAUAGAAAGGAGGGAAAAGCCUCCACUCAAGUGGCAACUCAGAAGGAUGAGAUAGAUGGGGCUAUCCACUCUUCCAACCAGAUGAUGGCGCAGCCCAAAUCACAGGAUCUCGGGAGUGAUCUCCAAGCCGCGAUGCAAAGCCUCAGGCUUGCCACAGCCGAGGCCCAAAGCCUCCAGCACCAAGUCCAGAGCAAGCUGCAAAAGACCACUGAAGAUAUCCAUCUUGUUGCUAAGCAACCCCGGGCAGCCACGUCUCAGCAGGCGGCAGCCGUGCAGUCAGCAGUCCACAACGAGGGCCAUGCGGCCAGCAAGCAGCAGCAUGCGAGCCAUGUCACCAUCGUCAGAGUGCAGGAGACAUCCAAGUCCCACGCCAGCAUGUCUGAGAAGAGCACGGCAUCACACGCAAAGGUCAGUGCAUCCGAGGAAGUACAGGGAGGCAAGCUGCCACCGGUAGACUGUCAGGAUGGUGCGGUCAUGCCUAGCGCACAGGUUAGCAUUAAGGACGGCCUCUACACUGCCCAGCCAGUGAAAACCUAUGUAAAUCCAUUUGUUGAGUCUGAUUACAAACAGCACUCCGUUCCAGAAGAACGCGAGCAAGAUGCUAUAAUCAGAGGGGAUGUAAAGACGGCUAUCAGAGCCCUGCAGAGUGCCGUGGCAGAACAGAGGCAAGUAGAAAAAGAGGACGUUGUCUGUGGCAGCUUAAAAGCCGCACUUAAGUCCCUGGAAAAGUCUAACGUUAAUAUCUCCAAAGGAGAUUUUAAAGCCGCCAUGAUAUACAGAAACGCAGGGCAGCCGUAUUCCGUUUGUAAAAAGAAAAAUGAGGCUCAGGUCCUUAGGGAGCAGGUAGCGGCUUCAGGCUCACAAGCUGUUAAUGACUUUCCUCCUCCUCCUCCUCCAGCUUCAGUAAUGAGAACCGUGUGCCCUUCGACCAAUCAGAGAGAAGCUGAUGCUCUAGGCUGUCCCUCGACCACGCAACCACCUGUUCCUAAGACCCUCCCUCCUGCCCCUGCCAAACCAAGCAACCAGAGGCCUUUGGAGAAACCACAGCUUCUCCCCAAACCAGAAGUUAUUCCCCCACCAAGGAAGAAACCUCUUCCCCCUCCAAAACCAGAGUUCCUUUUGCAAGAAGCACUUCCCUACCCUGCCGGCAGCCACCGAAGCCGAACAGGUAAGGUGGUCCCUCCUCCUUUCCUUUCCAAAUCUCCAAGCAUGGGUGACCAGAAUAUUCCGGUAACCUCACCCACAAACCAAGCACUGGCAUCUUGUGGGGCCAACAUACAAGAACAAUCUGCACACAGACAAGAUUCAACUGACUGUCCUCGGCCUCUGCCACCUGUGACAACAGCUGCUGAGAAAAAGAGUCCUGAGGAAAAAGUAAGAAAAGAUAUUAUCAAGACACCUCUGCAAGUAGCAGAAGAAAAGCACAAAUCAAAGAAAGAAGAACAGAAGAAGAUGGAAGGGGCUGACCCUAAACCUUCAUCAGAGACAUUUAAAAAUGGAUUGGCUGGCUGUGAGAGAGGGGACUGCCAUCCAACUCAAGAAAUUCAAGGACUCCUGGAGUCCUGCCAGCCAGGAAAUGGAUGUUCAUUACCUGCUAGGCAAGAGGGAGUCUUGUCUCUUGAAGGCCAAAUAGGUACUGUUAAUUUGGAAGGUCAGAAGAAGCCAUAUCUUUCUGCCAAGUGUCAUGCCAAUAUUCUGAGGAAGGGAACCAUCACGACACGCACCAUGUCAUCGAGGAUAGAAAGCACAUCUACAUGUGAAGCCCAUGGAUCAAGGGAAAACCAGAAAAGAAGUCCGAGAACAGAGGAAAAGGUUUCAGAAGUUGCUGCUUCAGCACCUUUGUCUCUACAAUCAAAGAAGACCUUGAAAGGGCAUCAGUGUUUGAACAGCAGGGAGUUCGGUGAUCCAUCAAUGAAUGCAGUACAACACGAAGAGCUGGAAAAGCCCAUGGUGGUCAUGCGGGAAAAAGCUCACCGAGAAACGGAAGAGGAACGUCGGAAGAGGCUGUCUGUCCACAAGGAGGAGAUCAUGAAAGGCAAUGUCAAAGAGGCCAUGGAAAUCUUUGAAAACCUGCGAAGGCAGGAAGAGCUCCAGGAAAUUUUAACCCGCGUGAAGGAAUUUGAGGAGGAGACCUCCAAAGUGGACGUGAAAGCCUUGAAAAGCUUCUUCGAGAAUGUCCCCGAGUGGGUGGUGCACCAUAAAGCUUACCAAACAAAGCAGCCCAAGAUGGAGAAGGCGGAGCAGAUAAAGGAAGUGAAGGAAGACUCGGACAGCAUUUCUUCCGUGGAGCUGGCCUUCGAAGAUCUGGAGAGGGCAAGCGCUGAGAUCAUCCACUUGAAAGAGCAGACACUAAGCAGGCUGCUGGAUAUCGAAGAGGCCAUCCGGAAAGCUCUGUACUCCAUUUCGAACCUCAAGUCUGAAUCGGAUAUCGCCGGGCUCUCGGGAUUGCUCCAGGAGUCUCUUGGGAACUCGCAAAGCCUUGCGGCUGGCAACAAUAUCCGCAAGAUCAGCAUUGUCUCCAGCAAGGCCAGACAAGAGAGAGGGAUCCAGAACUCCUCCUGGAGAGUCGAAAAGAUGGCAGAAAAGAUGGAGAUGCCCAGGACAGAGCUAGAGGUUCCCCUGAUCAUUCAGCCUCGCGCGAGUUCUCCUUCUUCUCCUUCCUACAUCUCCAUUCAGUCUGCUGCAAGGAAGCCCACAGAGUCACCAAAGAUGGUACACUUCUCUACACCAAAUUUAACUGACGUGGCCACAGAAAGGGAAACAUUCACUCGAGAUAUGUUUAACUCGCUGCCGCGCAAGUCAGUGAGGUCCGAUGGAUACGACUUUGCUUCUGGUGAAGGGGAACAAGAGCCCAUCCAGAUGAAUAAAGGAGCGGGUUUGAUUAAACAACAACACCUCAGCAGUCCUGAACAUCUCCAGCAUCAGAUGAACAACAACGGUGACAAAGAAUGGGACUCGUCUCAAAGCUUGAUCAAAGGAGGGGUCCCUGAAUACCCUUCCAAAGCUCCCCUGAGCACUUUAAGCCCAUCAAACCCGCGGAGACAGAAAAGCAUACUAGAACUUCAGACGAGUCCCGAUGGAUCCAAACUCUACGGGGCCACCAGAACAGUGACUGAGCAGUACGAGGAGGUAGACGAGUUCGGAAACAAAAUAAUCACUUCAUCUACCACAGUCACCAAACAAUCGGAGACUCAGACCUCCACCACAUGUGACAUGGUUUCCUGUCCCACCAGGUACGAAGUGACCGCCUCUCCGAUCCUUCGCAAAUACCUCAACAGCCCCGACGGCUUCCAGGCAAACAGUGGCAACCAGGAAACAGGUGUGGUCUUUGUUACUUUUGGCAAUUCCAAACCGGCUAAGAAAUAAU